CUGCUCCCGCGCCUCUGCAGGACGGUGUCGGGCGGCACAGCCCCGACCCCGGCGUCUUCACCUGUGCAGGAAGCCGGGGGACGAGCCGGCGCUUUGGGCACGUUUGACCUUGGCUGAAGAAAAAAAUUAGCCUGUAUGUACUGCUUUAACCACUGGAAGAAUGACAGAUGACAAAGAUGUGCUUCGAGAUGUGUGGUUUGGACGAAUUCCAACUUGCUUCACUCUGUAUCAAGAUGAGAUAACUGAAAGGGAAGCAGAACCAUACUAUUUGCUUUUGCCAAGAGUAAGUUAUUUGACGUUGGUAACUGACAAAGUGAAAAAGCACUUUCAGAAGGUUAUGAGACAAGAAGAUAAUAGUGAGAUAUGGUUUGAAUAUGAAGGCACACCACUGAAAUGGCAUUAUCCAAUUGGUUUGCUCUUUGAUCUUCUUGCAUCAAGUUCAGCUCUUCCUUGGAGCAUCAUAGUACAUUUUAAGAGUUUUCCAGAAAAGGACCUUCUACACUGUCCAUCUAAGGAUGCAAUUGAAGCUCAUUUUAUGUCUUGUAUGAAAGAAGCUGAUGCUUUAAAGCAUAAAAGCCAAGUAAUCAAUGAAAUGCAGAAAAAAGAUCACAAGCAGCUUUGGAUGGGACUACAAAAUGACAGAUUUGACCAAUUUUGGGCCAUCAAUCGGAAACUCAUGGAAUAUCCUGCAGAAGAAAAUGGAUUUCGUUAUAUCCCUUUUAGAAUAUAUCAGACAACGACUGAACGGCCCUUCAUUCAGAAGCUAUUUCGUCCUGUGGCUGCAGAUGGACAGCUGCAUACACUAGGAGAUCUCCUCAGAGAAGUGUGUCCUUCUGCCAUUGCUCCUGAAGAUGGGGGAAAAAAGAAUCAAGUGAUGAUUCAUGGAAUUGAACCAAUGUUGGAAACACCUCUUCAAUGGCUGAGUGAACAUCUGAGCUACCCAGAUAAUUUUCUUCAUAUUAGUGUCAUCCCCCAGCCAACAGAUUGAAGGACCAGCUCUUGGCCGGGAUAGAGCUACCCCGAAACAUGAUUUACAGAGCAUGUCAACCUUUGCUUCAGUUAGGUUUGGUGGAAGCAACCUGACCAGAGACACUUUGCUGCUGCAA
This is a messenger RNA of Fukomys damarensis (Damara mole-rat), 1106 nucleotides long. It is a transcript of the gene Atg5, whose product is annotated as autophagy related 5. Gene Ontology annotation, biological process: C-terminal protein lipidation; cellular response to nitrogen starvation; autophagy of mitochondrion. Gene Ontology annotation, cellular component: phagophore assembly site membrane; Atg12-Atg5-Atg16 complex; cytoplasm. The record is from RefSeq and is a predicted model, not a curated record. Lineage: Eukaryota; Metazoa; Chordata; Mammalia; Rodentia; Bathyergidae. The coding region runs from base 161 to 988 and encodes 275 amino acids. The transcript is spliced from 8 exons.